CAAGCUGCAGCCAUUUUGGGUCGCACGCCAUCAAAAAACCCAAAGACGCGGAGUCGGUCCGGUGCCGGUGCAAAAAUCGCUCGCAUGGCUCGUAGCAGUGCGCUGACGCGCGCCCUCCUGGCCGCCGUGGCGGCGGCUUUGGGCGUGCUCUACGGAUCGGCCUUCGUGGGCGCUGGCCUGGAUGCCCGAAGUGCGUCGUCUACUCAGAUGCGGGGCUAUCGUCUGGACAAGAUGUUGGAGAGUCCUGAUGACAAGAGCUUGCAAGUCUCUGAAGGCUUCUGGGUGGGCGAGAAGGGUUUCGAGAAGUCCCAGUGGGCCCAGGGCUACCGCUACCGCAUGCGAGCCAGCCCUGAGGAAGUCAAGAAGGGCAUUGACACUCCUCCCAUUUUCCAGCUGGGGCCUUUCAAGAUCAAGUUGGGUGAGAUGCUGGGCGGCAGCGGCAACAACGACAACCUGCGUAGACUAAAGAAGGAGAUCGCUCAGGCCGGCAUCGACGAUCCCAAGAAGAUUGCCGAGAACGAGUACUGGUUGAAGCGCUACGGGCACAAGCGCUGGUUCCCGAAGUACGUGGACCAGUCGGGUGCCAAAGGUCAGACUGGUCUCUUCCGCGGCCUUGCUGCUUGGUCAGGCGGCAAGAUCGAAAGGGGUGAGGUUUAUGAG
This is a messenger RNA of Cladocopium goreaui, 660 nucleotides long. The record is from the annotation of a GenBank genome assembly. NCBI's taxonomy places the organism in Eukaryota, Dinophyceae, Suessiales, Symbiodiniaceae.